This is a messenger RNA of Heterocephalus glaber (naked mole-rat), 4839 nucleotides long. The record is from RefSeq and is a predicted model, not a curated record. NCBI's taxonomy places the organism in Eukaryota, Metazoa, Chordata, Mammalia, Rodentia, Bathyergidae.
UAUAUUCCAGACUGAGCCUGAAAAAGGCACCCAUGACUAGGAGGCAGAAAGCAAACUUUAUUGACAUCGACAGGCCUGGUUGGGAUAAUUCCUGAAAACCAGGCGGCUGUCUUUUGUCUGCCUACAGUUUAUAUAGGAUUUGCAAGCAGGAACUAGUACAGAAGCAGAGCAAGCAGUUGACUGAUUACAUAUGGUAUCAUUAUUACUGAUUGGGCUACAGCAAGUUCAAACUCAGGGUAAGAAACAUUAAUUUAGAGUAAGCUCGGCUAGAUAAGGGAGACACAUAUUUGGAAUACACAUCAGUUCAGGGUAGGGUCUGCCAAGGAGGAAUUUGCUUGGGCUGAAAAAUAAAACUGCUCAUGGCCGACAUUAUCCUGGACUGGUGUCCCACCUGUCUGUCAGCCAUAUUAUCUUUCUGUCCCAGCAGCAGCAGGUCGAAGUGGCACUGGCAGAGAGGGAGAGUUAGAGACCCUCGUGCGGGUGCUGACCACCAGCACCAGGCCUCCAUGAGGCACCUGAUAGCCUGAGACUGGGCUGUAUUAGAAAUGCAUCAUAAAGAGUACAUUACAAUCUAGGAUGGGAUCAAGCCCUGGGCAGACAGGGAGUCUUGAAGGUGGAUGUCAAGGUCUGUCCUUGGCAGCAGUAACAGGUUAGAUAGGGAGUUAUGUUCUUGGCAGGCAGUGCUAACAAGAAAAUAUGUGCUUACAAUAAUCAUUCGUUACAGACUACAGAGCUUUGGAGUUAUUAACUCCAAUUUCAGAUUAAUCCAUACCACCCUUUUCCUUUUCAUUAACAGUUGUCCACAAAUACAUAAAAUGUCAUGUACCAUCACGAAAGUGCUAAGGAAUUCCUGCUACAACUUAGGUGCAGCUUACAGAAGUUAUCCUGAAGUUACAUCUAAUUGACUGAACUUUUCCUUUAUUUGUGUCCUCUGGGAGCUCUUACAGCUUGAGAAUUGGAACAAUGUCACAUGUAAUGGACCACACAUUGGGAGACCUGCCAGUUAGAGACACGGACUCAGUAUUUCUGUGGAAAGGUAAGAAUACAAAAACUCAACCAGCCUUGAGCAGGAUGAGCCGAGAAGAGUUGGAAGACAGUCUCUUUCGACUUCGUGAAGAGCACAUGUCGGUGAAAGGCCUUUUUUGGAAGCAACAGGAAGAGAUUAAAAGGCUGAGGACGGCCUUGAUCCGACUGAGAUUGACAGCUGUGGGCGGGGACCGGCGGGUCCAGGCAGCUGCAGCAGCGCAGAAGUCGCAGAAGUCGGAACCCGCAAGUCGGCCAAGCCACGCUGCGGGGCGGCAGCGGCUCCCUGUGCACCAGCGCUCCCUGAGGCACAGGUCGCCAGCGCCAUUGCUGCGCGUCCGUGCCUUGGCCCCAGACCGCGCUCAGCUUCGUGGGCGCCUGGGACACAGGCAGCUCCACACCGCCGGGGCGAGGGAGCCGGAGAAACCCGCGAGGGGUGAGGCACCGAGGGUUAGGCCGAGCUAUACAGCCCCUCCCACAUUCAAGGAGCAUGUGACAAAGGAAAAACCAAGGAGUGAAACAACCUGUGAAGCCAGCAAACCUACCCACAUUAUGUCCAACAAUACUAUGCAAGUGGAAGAACCACCAUCAUCUCCUGAGAAAAUGUGGUCCCAAGAUGAAAAUUUUGAACAGAAAAGUUCAUUGGAGUGUACCCAGAAGGCUGCAGAACUUCGAGCUUCCAUUAAGGAGAACGUGGAGCUGAUCCGACUGAAGAAGCUCUUACAUGAAAGGGAGACUUCACUGGCAGCCACAAAAGCACAGUUAACAGAAGUUCAAGAGGCAUAUGAAACCUUGCUCCAGAAGAAUCAGGGAAUCUUGAGUGUAGCCCACAAUGCCCUCUUCAGCCAAAUGGAUGAGCUGAGGGCAGAGUUCAAGGAGGAGUGCAAGAAGACUGUGAGCCUGAGGAGCCAACUGGAAGACGCAUCAGUCUUGAAGACAACUCUGAAGGAGUUUCAGGAAAGAGUUGAAGAUUUGGAAAAAGAACAAAAACUGCUGACUGACAGUUACAACAGACUCUUGGAAGACAUGCUGGACAGCAGGAAGCAGCCUCCCUGGAGCAGUAACCUCGCAGGUGACCAGCUGUGGCAGCAGCUCUCACAGCUCCAGGAUCAGCUGGAUGCUGAGCUGGAGGAGAAAAGAAAAAUCUUGCUUCAGCUGUCCACAGAGAAAGCUCAAAAUGAGGAUCUGAAGCUUGAAGUCACCAACAUCGUUCAAAAGCAUAAACAAGAGAUAGAAAUGUUCCAGAAGGCAGCCACCACAGCCCAGUCUCCUAGACUGUCUGAACUGGCCCCACUCCAAGCCCCAUUCCUAGAGACAGCUCAGAUAGAGCCUAGUGAACCAAAAGUCCAAGAAGAGAAGAAACUGUCCCAGAUGCUGAGUGAGCUGCGAGUAUCACAUGCAGAAACCACCCUGGAACUGGAAAAGACCCGAGACAUGCUUCUUCUGCAGCACCAGAUCAACAUGUGCUAUCAGGAGGAACUGGAAGCAAUGAUGACAAAAGCUGAUAGUGAAAGUAAAGAUCACAGAGAAAAACUGGAGAGGUUGAGUCAACUUCUAGACCUCAAGAACAACCGAAUUAAGCAGCUGGAAGAACAGCUCAAAGACGUUGCUUAUGGCACCCAACCGCUGUCAUUAUGUCUCGAAACACUUCCAGCCCACGGAGAUGAGGAUGGGGUGGACAUUUCUCUGCUGCAUCAGAGUGAGAAUCUUUUUGAACUGCACAUCCACCAGGCUUUCCUGACAUCUGCUGCCCUGGUGCAGGCUGGAGAUACCCAACCCACCACUUUCUGCACCUAUGCUUUCUAUGAUUUUGAAACCCACUGCACCCCACUGUCAGUGGGGCCACAGCCCCUCUAUGACUUCACCUCCCAGUAUGUGGUGGAGACCAGUUCCCUUUUCUUGCACUAUCUUCAAGGGGCUUCUGCCCAGCUUGAUUUACACCAGGCUGUGGCCAGUGAGCACCAGACCCUUGCAGCUGCAUGGAUUUGCUUUGACAAGGUGCUAGAGACUGUGGAGAAAGUCCAUGGCUCGGCCAUGCUUACUGGAGCUGGUGGAGAAGACUUUGGUGUGCUAGAGUACUGGGUGAGACUGCGCCUGCCUCUCAGAGUCAGCCUACAGGCAUGCAGGAAGCAGAAGAAAGCCCAGGCUUACCUGUCAGCCAGCGUGCAUGGAGCCAGGGAGGCCCAGAAGGAUGAGUCCAGAUCUGACACACGGAACCCUCAGAAUGAGCUUCGGAUUGAAAUCACCAGAUGCUGUGGCCUCCGGAGUCGACGGCUGGGAACUCAGCCCAGCCCCUAUGCUGUGUACCGCUUCUUCACCUUUUCUGACCACGACACUACCAUCAUUCCCGCCAGUGACAAUCCCUACUUUAAAGACCAGGCUCAAUUCCCAGUGCUUGAGAGCUCUGAGCUGGAUCAGUACCUGAGGCAGGAGGCCCUGUCCAUAUACGUUUUUGAUGAUGAAGACUCAGAGCCAGGCUCUUACCUUGGACGAGUUCAAGUGCCCUUGCUGCCUCUUGCACAAAAUAACCCUAUUAAAGGUGAUUUUAACCUCAUUGACCCUGCGGAGAAACCCAAUGGAUCUAUUCAGCUGAAGCUGGACUGGAAGUCUCAUUACCUCCCUCCUGAGAGCUUCCUGAAACCAGAAGCUCACACUAAGAACUGGCUGUCAUCUGCUGAGGUUCCCACUGAAGCUGACCAGUACCAAGCAAAGAGAAAACUUCCUCAGGUGGGAGCAAGGAAGGAAAAGGAGCACCAGGUUGUGAGCUACUCAAGAAGAAAACAUGGCCAAAGACUAGGUGUCCAGGGAAGGAACAGACUGGAGUGUUUCAGUCGUAACAUCUUAAGUGGAGACACAAUACAACAGGUGAACUACAUGGACUGGAAGUUCUCGGGGCUUAAGAUCUCAAAAGAUGACGGUUUUACAACUCAGUUAGAGGAAGAAGAAAUGACAUUAUCUCAUUCAGCACUGAAACAGGAAGAAACCCCACAUCCUAUAAAUGUAGAUCCAGAGUCAUCUGAACAGACUUCAGAAGCCAGUGAAACACAAGCCACAGACAGAGAUGAUGUGGUAGUGGCACCUCUAUCUGAGAAGUACCCAAAGCCAGAUUCAGAGAAAAUGAGCAUUGAAAUCGUCUCCCUGGCCUUCUACCCAGAGGCUGAAGUCAUGUCUGAUGAGAAAGUAAAGCAGGUGUACGUGGAGUACAGAUUCUAUGACCUGCCCUUGUCUGAGACAGAAACUCCAGUUUCCCUUCGGAAACCGAGGGCAGGAGAAGAAAUCCACUUCCACUUUAGCAAAGUGAUUGACCUGGACCCUCUGGAGCAACAAGGCCGAAGGCAGUUCCUAUUUGACAUGCUGCAGGCGCAAAAUCCAGAGCAAAGACACUUAAAGUUUACAGUAGUAAGUGAUCCCAUGGAUGAAGAAGCGAAGGACUGUGAAGAAGUAGGAUAUGUGUAUCUUGAACUGUGGCAGAUCCUUGAAUCCGGAAGAGACAUUAUAGAACAAGAGCUAGAGAUUGUCAGCCCUGAAGACCAGGAUGUAGCAAUAGGAAGGCUGAAAGUUUCACUUAAGGCAGCUGCAGCCCUCCAUAGUAUUUACCAGGAGAUGAUUGAAGAUCUGCUGUAACGAAGGAUCAAUGCCCUUCCAUUCUUGUGUCUCUGAGGGAACAACAGUAAAAAGUCUCUUACAAAGUAACCUGCUAUACCCUAAGUAUGUUUGCUGGGAUGUCUAGAUCUCUUGACCUAAAAUUUAGAAUGAUCAAAGUUCAUUUUUGUGACACUAGUUGGACAAAGGCAUUUUCUUUCACCUCAGUGCUUU